This is a messenger RNA of Thlaspi arvense, 219 nucleotides long. NCBI's taxonomy places the organism in Eukaryota, Viridiplantae, Streptophyta, Magnoliopsida, Brassicales, Brassicaceae. The record is from the annotation of a GenBank genome assembly.
UCCAGUCAGGAGUUUCUCUACGGAAGAGCUGAGGUUCAAAUGAAACUUGUCGGCUGUAACUCUGCUGGAACAGUCACAACAUUCUACCUUAAAUCGCCGGGAACUACGUGGGAUGAGAUAGAUUUCGAGUUCUUGGGAAACAUAAGUGGCCAUCCUUAUACUCUCCAUACUAAUGUUUACACACAAGGCUCUGGAGACAAAGAACAACAGUUUCAUCUA